Molecule: messenger RNA, 1035 nt
Organism: Saitoella complicata NRRL Y-17804
Lineage: Eukaryota; Fungi; Ascomycota; Saitoellomycetes; Saitoellales; Saitoellaceae
Product: Fes1-domain-containing protein
Exons: 1
Coding region: 20-925 (301 amino acids)
Source: RefSeq, a predicted model, not a curated record
AGUCGCAGAAAAACCAGAAAUGUCGUCAAGAGAAGCUCAAUUGAAGAAGCUGUUGGAGCUUACAUCCUCAUUAUCCGCCAAUAAUGACGCAGCAUCUGCACCGGCAGAGCCAGUCGCACCACGGCAAAGAUCGGACUUGAACGCCGAUAUUCUGAAUCAAAUCCUCGGUCCUGAUGAGGCAGAACUUAUGAAGGAAGCGAUGACUGUUAUCAUGCACCCACAGGCUACUCUGGAAAACAAGGAAAUCGCUUUCGAUAACCUUGAGAUGCUGAUCGAGAACCUCGACAAUGCCAACAAUAUCAAGAACCUCGGUCUGUGGCCACCAUUGCUCUCCAACCUCUCUUCGCCAGAACCAUCACUUCGACUUGCAGCAUGUGGUGUUAUCGGUACGGCAGUUCAGAACAAUGAGAAGUCACAGAACUCGUGUCUGGAACAUGAUGGCUUGGCUAAGGUGAUCGACGUGCUUCAGAAUGAUGAUGACAACGGUGUGCGGGUAAAGGCGGUAUACGCCGUCAGCAGCAUUAUCAGAAACAACAACCAGGCGCUGAAGACCUUUGGAGACAACAACGGAUGGAAAGCGUUGGCUAGCACGUUGGACGGAUCAACAAAUAUGGCGCGCAAGGGUGUUUUCCUGAUAAGCGCUUUGUUAUUGCAGGACGAGGGCUCCGAGAUCGCUUUGGAGCAGGUGAAGUCGUUGAGGUUGGCGGACAAGGCAGUUUCGCUUGUGGAGAAGAAUGCGGAUGACGAAGACAUGGUUGAGAAGUUGUUGAUGUUGGUUAAGGUUGCACUGGAGAAGGAUGGCUCCGCACUGGAUGCGGCGUCCAAGGAGAAGCUGAGGUCGUUGGUGCCGGGGUUGGAGCAACAGUACGAAACUGGAUUCUUUACUGAGGGUGAAUGGAAGGACUUUAAGGUACUCAUUGCUUAGGAGGGCGUACGUUAUAUUGACCGAUUACUGAUGACAGGUGGCAGCGAUAGGAAGAUGAGAAAGGGCAUAACAGACUAUACCGGAAUUCAAUAAUCAUUUGACAUCAUCAG